Messenger RNA from Phyllostomus discolor (pale spear-nosed bat), 2594 nucleotides. RefSeq names its product derlin 1 (gene DERL1). Lineage: Eukaryota; Metazoa; Chordata; Mammalia; Chiroptera; Phyllostomidae. The coding region runs from base 208 to 963 and encodes 251 amino acids. The record is from RefSeq and is a predicted model, not a curated record. The transcript is spliced from 8 exons. Gene Ontology annotation, biological process: endoplasmic reticulum unfolded protein response. Gene Ontology annotation, molecular function: ubiquitin-specific protease binding; misfolded protein binding. Gene Ontology annotation, cellular component: Hrd1p ubiquitin ligase ERAD-L complex; endoplasmic reticulum membrane.
CGCUGCCGGAAGAGGAAGUUUCGCCUCCGAACGCUCCCUCGCUGGUCCGAAUUCGGUGGCGCCACGUCCGCCGGUCUCCGCCUUCUGCACCGCGACCUGGGCUGCUUCCGCCUCGACACCUUCCACUCACGGAGACGGCCGCGUCGUGAAGGGGCUGGGACGGGGAGUCGGGCGGCUGUGCGCAUCCUGGCCAGCUAAGAGGCGAAGAUGUCGGACAUCGGGGACUGGUUCAGGAGUAUCCCAGCCAUCACGCGCUAUUGGUUCGCCGCCACCGUCGCGGUGCCCUUGGUCGGUAAACUCGGUCUCAUUAGCCCGGCCUACUUCGUCCUCUGGCCCGAAGCCUUUCUCUACCGAUUCCAGAUUUGGAGACCAGUCACUGCUGCCUUUUUCUUCCCUGUGGGUCCAGGAACGGGAUUUCUUUAUUUGGUCAAUUUGUAUUUCUUGUAUCAGUAUUCUACACGACUCGAAACAGGUGCUUUCGAUGGGAGGCCAGCAGACUAUUUAUUCAUGCUCCUCUUCAACUGGAUUUGCAUCGUGAUCACCGGCUUGGCAAUGGACAUGCAGCUGCUGAUGAUCCCUCUGAUCAUGUCAGUGCUUUAUGUCUGGGCCCAGCUGAACAGAGACAUGAUUGUGUCGUUUUGGUUCGGAACACGAUUUAAGGCCUGUUACCUGCCUUGGGUCAUCCUCGGGUUCAACUAUAUCAUCGGAGGCUCGGUGAUCAACGAGCUCAUCGGAAAUCUGGUCGGACAUCUCUAUUUCUUCCUCAUGUUCAGAUACCCCAUGGACUUGGGAGGAAGAAAUUUUCUGUCCACACCUCAGUUUCUGUACCGCUGGCUCCCCAGCCGGAGAGGAGGGGUGUCGGGGUUCGGCGUGCCCCCUGCGAGCGUGCGGCGAGCUGCCGAUCAGAACGGCGGAGGCGGCAGACACCACUGGGGACAGGGGUUUCGGCUUGGGGACCAGUGAAGGAACGGCCUCUGGCCCGCCCACCAGCCACUCUGCUCGAUGAACCCCCCCCACCAGUGCCGGGUGUGCGUAACACCCGACUUCCAGCAGACGCUGGUGGACCCGACCCACACUGAAUGUAGCCUUUCAGUACAAGACACCACUUUCUAAUGCUGAAGGAAAAUAUAAGUGUUCCUCACGUUUCCCGACUCUCAGUCAAGUCCUUACUGCUACGAAGAACAAAUGUCGACUGCGCGGAUUUCAGAAGGGACUCUGCUUCUGGGCGUCCCCUCCCCCCUUCCCACCCGAAUACUGGGUUUCGGUAGGUGGUCGUCUGCUCUCACCAGCCUGGGCCUCUAGGGUUGGGCCCCCAAGUCUUUGUCUGAGGCGCUCUUACCUCCUCCUCGCACUCACCCCUCCCUCCUACUCUCUUCCACCCUCCAGACUUGCAGCUCGAGGAGGUUGCCCGUAAACUGGUUCUGCCUGUGACAAGCUCUCGUAUUUAUUGACUGUUGCCAAGGCUGGGUCACAGAAAACUUGCUCAAACCUCCCUGCCCUCCGGUGGCAGAACUGUGACGGUAGGGAAGAAGACCCGGAGCAGCAGGCCAAGAGCUUUUUCUCGGCUUCUGCCACCGCUGUGACCCGGCUUCCGUUGCACCCACUUGCCACCCCUUCAGGAGUUUUUAUUUACGGAAGCUCCUCCAGGCCAGCAGGGGCCGCAGACCCGUGUUGACUCGGCGAGCAGGCUGUGGCGAGGCACUUUUUGUCCCGAGUGAAGGGCUCACAACUGUAGUGGAGUUGCAUCUUCCCCAGGUUUAAACUGGUGGGCAUAACCCCCUUGCAGCCCGUGUGUGAGGCAUACCGGCUGGGCGUGUGCCCAGAAUGUAGCUGGAUUGUGCUGCGCCAGAAAGUUCCAAGUCACGCUCGCCACGGCCAGAGGCUGUCUCUGCAAGGCCCCGGGCACUGGUUCCGCUUCACUCUCGUCCUGGGUGUGUGUGUAGUGGGCAGAGGGGCAGGGAGAACCUUGCACCCUAUUUAAAUCGUCAUUUUUUGCCCCCCCUCCUUUAAUGGCCAAAUACUUCAGUUAAUUGUGAGGAGGGUGCAGUUCCUCCGUACAAAGAUCCUAUUUUAAGAGCUCGUAUAAGCACAUCUAGGUGAGUCUCCCAGCUUUGGGUUGUAAUGGCUUUAGAAUCAUUGUGUUUGAGAGGAUCACUUUGAGUCAUGAAGGUGCAGUAGACCAGCAUAAAUGCCCACAACUCCUUUCUCACAGGUGGGCUGUUCCCCGAGAUCCAGGCUUGUUGCGGAAUUACAGCCUCUCAUUGGAUGUUUCUAUUCCGAAAGCAAACUGCUAGGGGCAGCGUUGCGAGGCUGCCGUACCUAGUCAGCUAACAAGGCUUUGAACCUUUCGGUGAAGCCCCUUUCCGGGAGCGGUGUGCACUAACAGGAUCGCUGUUCUUCGCCCCGCCCCGCCCCUCGUGGUGUGUGUUGUCCCAGGGCGCGGGGGUUUGAACACAGCUCCUCCUUUUUAAUAAAGUUUGUGCGUACUUCUCCGUGUUUAAUUUAUAUGGCAAAAUAGGAGGUGGGAAGACCCUGGGCCCUACCUGUCAUACGUUCUGUUGCCGACCUGUGGCCACAAUAAAAUGUACUUGUAC